AUGGCCGGCAACGAUAUGGAAAUGUCGCACAGUGAGAUGUGGGACGACUCUGCGUUGAUAGAGUCAUGGAAAGAGGCCCUGGACGAGUACAAAAAGUACCACAGCAUUCACGCAAAGGGAGGCAAGCUCAAAGACCUUGAUCUCCAGGAGAAGACGGAAGAUACCCAGACCGCCGACGACGCGCAAACGCAGGCCGUCGAUCAGCCAGAGAUCGCGGAUGAUGCUGCAGAGAGAGCCGACAAAACAAAGGGGUUGAGCAGCACGGAUGUCCAGGACCAGGCAGAUUCAACAGGUGUGCCUAUGGCAAAGGCCAAUGGCCCCCCAGGGCCUGCGACAAUGGGCCCGCAGAGUCUUCUCGGAUCAGUGCAAGACGAGGGUUUGAAGAGACUUUUGAUGUCAUGGUACUAUGCUGGCUACUACACGGGAUUGUACGAAGGCCAGCAACAACAGCAGCAGCAGCAAUAG
Messenger RNA from Colletotrichum lupini, 465 nucleotides. RefSeq lists its product as uncharacterized. NCBI's taxonomy places the organism in Eukaryota, Fungi, Ascomycota, Sordariomycetes, Glomerellales, Glomerellaceae. The record is from RefSeq and is a predicted model, not a curated record. The transcript is spliced from 5 exons. Bases 1 to 465 code for a protein of 154 amino acids.